CACACACACACACACACACACACACACACACACACACACACACACAAACACACACACAUACAUACAUACAAAAGAAGGAGUGAUUUCUCGUAUACACUUUCAUUUUGUAAAUGCUCAUCUGUAUCAAUAAUGAUCAUGAAACAUAAUAUAUCAUUUUAAACUACAGUACUUGAGAAAGAGAAACUAAUUUAUCUUUUUUUAUUUCCACUUUAAAAAAACAACAACAAAAGAUGACCAAAACACUGAUGUGGGAUCUGACAGGCUUCGGCAAAAUCUUGGUUCAAUGGUGGAAGACUUGCAAACCUACAUGAAGACUGUUAAAUUAAAGAAUCAUAGCCAAAUGAAACACAUUGAGCAACUACUUAGUGAAAGAGAAGCAAUGCAGAAGAAAAUUGAAGUGCAGGAAGAGAUGAUACAGGGGGCGAAUAAUGCAAACCAAACAAUCCACAGGCUAAAUUUGUGUCUAGCUGAAACACAAGAUGCACUAGAAGAACAGCAGAGAAUAUCUGAUGAUUUGGAGAAGGAACUUCAAAUGAAAGAAGAACAGGAAAAAGAUCUGCAGAACCAAAUAACAGAAACAGAACUGGAUUUGAAAGACUUGAAGCAGACAAUCGAGGAAACAGAACGAAGAGCACAGGCAGAAAUUCAAUCAAUUGAACAACAGUUAAUAGCAGAAAAAGAAAAUACCCUUAUGUCUGCUAAGAAAGCUAUACUUGAUAUUGAGAAAGACAGAAAUGUCCAGCAUAUAAUGUCAGAACUAGAAAAAUCAAAGAUGUUGAACAGUGUAUUAAAAGACAAACUGGAUGAGAAUAAGAAGAAAUUUGACCGAUGUUACAAUGACUUUAUACUGCCUGCAGACUUAAAGAAGAAAAUGAAAAGUUUGUCUCACAGCUUGAAAACAGGAAAGCAUGUCAUUGAGCCAGAGGAUAACAAAGAUUUUGUUGGACAAAUCUUUCAAGACUUACAGAAAGGAUUGCAAGAUAAAAUGAACCAAAUGAAGAAAGAACUAGAUGAAAGAAAAGAGAAUGAAAGAAAGGCAAAGGAACGGAAUCAAGCAUUAAAUGAAAAACUGAAAGAAAUGAAUAGAUUAUUGAUGGAAAAGAAGACACAUGAUCUGAAACAGGAAGAUAUCUUAAAUGCCAAGAUUGCCAGUGAGAAAAAAGUGAGAGAUUUGCAAGAAGUACUUCAGAAACUGCAAAAAGAAUUGGCUGACGCUGAAACACAACUGAAAUUGGAGAAACAGAAAGCAUUCAGUAAAAGUGUUGUCUACGAAUCUCCCGACAACAGCGAAGGAAGCAUGAACAGUGAAGAAAAACGAUUGUUUGAGGAACUUCAAAGAGAACUGGUGGAUCUAAAAAGACGAAUGCUUGGUAAGGAAGAGGAAUUUAUUCAACAGCUCGCUGCCACAGAAGCCCAUGCUGCACACUGGGAAUCUCAAGCCAAACAACAACAACAACAAUAUUCUGAUGAAUUAAAAGGGAAACAAUUGGAAAACAAUCUACAUAAAGCUCAACAACAGGCUUGUAUCCAAGUGAUUUCUCAAGAUUUGGACAAUGCCAGGAGAACUGCUGAUGACCUCCAGAAACUGCUUGAUGAACGCCAGAAACAGUUGCAGUCGGAAAUGGAAAAUGCUAACAUGUCAGAACAAAUGAUUGCUGGUCAAGAAGAAGAACUGAGCCAUCUGUAUAACAUUCUGGAACAGCAGCGAGACGAGAUCAGUAACUUGAAUGGUGGCUUAGAUCAACUUUACGGCCAAAACCCAGACGCAAGAGGGCCAUCUUAUGAUGCAGAAGUGAACAGACUUCGUGAUGAAGUCAACUCUUUGAGAGAGACACUAGCCAUGCAAUCUUCUUAUAUGGAAAAUAUGCCCAAAUUUUCAACAGGUACCUCAACAGAUCCCCAUCUACCUCAGACACAACCCACUUUACCACAAGUCAGCAACACUCAAUACAUCUCUGAUGACCUGGGUCAUUUUAAUGGAUUUCAAGCUUUUCCAAGUGACAAUGCUUUAGACUACCAGAUAUCACCUUCACCAUUCAAUCAGACUGCUGCCCCACAAGUACCUCCAGAACUAUCACCAACUCUUCAACAAGUCUCUCCUCCUACAAACGUAUAUAUCCAACCCCAACCUGUCUUGGUAAACAGUAAGGACAGAAGAAUGGAUAUGGCUUACAUACCUUCAAAACAGCCAUCAAACUUUGGCAGUAUAUUGGUGCAACCAGACCAUGUAGGGAGUGAGUCAGUGCAGCAAUUCACCAAUGAAGCAGAACAGUAUGAUGCACCUAAUCACCUAGUGCCAGAGAAAUCAACAACAGUACAUUUGACCCCUCAUACAAACAGAAAUUUAGAUAUUGCUCCUCAAAACCCCUUUCUUACUGAUAUCAUUUCAUCUGGUAAUUCACCCACUUGGCAGGGUGUAUCUACAAAGUUUCCUUCUGAGGUUGUAACUUCAUCUCCUAAAAUUAUACAACCACUGCAGACACAGCCAAUAUUGUAUGUGGCUUCACCUGAAAAGGUAGACCAUAGGAAUCACACUCAGGCAGGGGUUAUCACACAGAGGAUUUCCUCACAACCUGUGAAGAAUUCAUGUUUAUUAACUGCUGGCGCUGAAGAACAUUUAACACAACCUGAAAACUCAAUGCAUCCAGUAAAUUCCACUGGAAGUCACUACCAAAAUUAUAAUCCUCUGAAAACAGUAUCUUUCAAACAACCAUUUGUUCAGUCUACUUCAGAAAGCCAUGAUACUGCAGGUUCAAAUUUAACAGGAACCCUUCUGCCUAGACGCCCUAUUAGGUUUACUUCAGGAUCACAAUACAGGGAGCCAUAUAGACACUCAGUAAACCAUCAACCACAGCAACUAUAUACUGUUACAAACCAUCAACCACAACAGUUAUAUACUGAAAUAGAACAGCAACCACAACAACUAUAUUCUACAACAAACCAAAGACAGCAGCUGUAUAAUUCCACAAACUAUCAAACACAGCAGCCUCAACAGCUAUAUAACACGACAAGCCAUCAACCACAACAGGUACAUAACACUUCAAGCUAUCAACCACAGCAACCAUAUACUGCAUCAAACCAUCAACCUCAACAGUUACAUGCUGUGUCAAGCUAUCAGCCUCAGCAGAUAUUUACAACAGCAAACAAUGAACCACAGAAAUUAUACAGUGUACAAGCACCAAUCCACCCUCAAGUACCACCUGAUGUCCAGACACAUAUACAUCCAAAUGGAAACAUACAGUACCACACAGCAAUUCCUGGCCCACCAGUGGCUUCAAGUUCACCGGUCAACUUGCACACAAAAGACUAUGGAAGGCAACAUGGGAAACAAUUUAGUCCAAUAAAGACUGUUUUGGAAUCAAAUGUGCAACGUACUUUUCCUUCUUCUAGAACACUCUACCAUCCAGAACAUGAGGGAAUGUUCUGUAAUAUUCCAGAACACAGCAAUUUGGAACAUCUAGUCAACAAACUACAACGGAAACUGGCUCGAUGGAAAUCGAGGUUUCAAUACCAGAUGCAGAGGGAAGAAGCUGAUACUUUACAGAAAAAGAGCAAGUUGAUGUACAAACUGAAAGAACAGCUGGAGGAACGGCGGAAUGAGCUGGAAGGUUUGGACUUGGCAAUAGAACGUCAAAAGAGGAAUCAGGAGAAGAUGAUGAAGGAGGAGAGACAACUGAUGUGUGACCAUAAGCUGGCUAAAGAAGAACUGUUACGUCUACAACGUGCUUCGUUGCAGAACAGGAAACGGAAACACAUCCCCCACAACUACAUAGAAACUGACAGUUCAUCUGACUCCAGCUUUGAAGACCGAGAGUCUUAUAAGAAACAGCUGAAACUUCAAGAUGAAAUCAAAUGCUUGGAAAAGACUCUGUUUAAACGACAGGCACAGCUGAAGGAUGCAGACGCAAAACUCAAAGAAUACAAACAGAAUUUAAAUGAUGCAAAAUUACAGGCUGAAGAAACAGUUAGAAAACAUGACAGUGCUUCUUCCUCUUUACACACUGUCAGGAAAGAGACUCGAGAACUGGAAGAACGAGCAAACAAGGCAGGGCUACAACUUAUCACAGAAUCUGGGAACCUGAAGAUGAUUAAAACAGAAUACAAAGAGAUGCAGCAGAAAAAAAGCACAUUGGAGAAAAUACUGGCAGAUAUAAAUGUGAUCAUUACUGAAAAAGAUAGGGAAUUUCGAAAGCUUGAUAGUAAAAUCCAAACCUCAAAUCAAAGACUACAAUUGGUGCAGAGGGAGCUGACAGUGACAUCUGAGGCAGAGAGAGAAGCUACAAAGUCUUUGAUAAAUUCUAGAGGAAAAUUAGAAAAGACAAAACUGGAGAUCAGCAAAUUAAGAGAACAGGGUGAAAUCCUGGCCUUGCAAGUGAAAGACCUAAAUAAGCAUGUGUGUCAAAAACAGAAAGAACUAUCAAACAUACAAGAGGACGUGGGGAAGAAGAAGUCAGACAUCGACAAUUUAUUGAGGGAAGCACAAACGGCAGUUGUAUUAAAACAGAGAGAGUUAAAGGCAUGUCAUGAAAAACUUGUUAAACUUGAGGGCUGCCAUCUUGAACUUGCAACAGUUACUCGAAACAAAAAAGGGGAACUUGAAGAAGUGACAAAGGAAUUGGAAAAGCAGCGCCAAGCUGCUAGUGUUCUUAAUUCAAAUAUUAAUGAAGAGAAGCAAACUCUUCAGACUGCUAUUGACCAACGCAAGAUUGUUCAAGCCAAUACUGAUGCUCUGAAGAAUCAAAUGGAACAGAAAUAUGCUGAACUAGAAAAAACAUUCAAGCAUUUAUCAGAGGAAAAACUUAAUCUGAGCAAUGUUGUGAAAGAAACAGACCAUCAUAAGAAAGAACUGAAGCUUCUACAACAGUCUGUGAUAGAGGAACGUAGCUGUUUGGAUAAGCUUAUGGUAGAAAGAGGCAAUUUGCAAGAGAAGGUUUCAAGUCUGUCUAGAGAACAUAACCAAUUAGUGAAGAACCACAGUGAAUUUGAUACAAAGUUAAAUGAAGCUAAAACGGAACUCUACAGUGUUGAAACUACCAUAAAAGAGAAAACCGGUCAUCUAAACUCCUUACAAGAUGACAUCCAGCAUGAAGAAGAUCUCAUUAGUCAAUGUCAGAAUAAGAAAACAAUGUUAGAAACAGAACUGGAAUCUCUUCAAGAAAAUAUCUCAGAACGGCAGAAGGAAUUAAACACGAUAGAAAAAUCACUCCAAGAUGCUGAGAUUCAAAUGUCAAAUUCUAAAGAGAAAUCUGAACAGAUCAAUUCAGCAAAUAUUGAUUCUCAGGUGAUUCUUGACCAUUUAACCUCUGAGAUUAAACAACAAAGAAUUCUUCGUUGUAAUCAACAAAAUCAGGUCAAAGUGUUGCAGAAACAGCUGGAACAAUUGACUUACUCUUUUGAGGAGAAGACUACGGAAAUGGAAAAAAUUUCUAUGAGCAAUUCUGAAGCAAGAGAGAAGUUAGACUCCAUGAUGAAUGAAAUAAAGGAGGCAGAGCACCAACUACAGGAACUCAGAAAUAAAAUUGGAAUCUUUCAAAAACACUCAACUGAAAUCAAAGAUGUUGAACAACUGAAAAAUGAGUUGAAAAUUGAUGUAAAACUUUUGAAUGAACAAAAAUCUUCUCUAGAAUUACAUCUCAAUGAACUCAAGAAAGAUAUUACUCGGCAACUGUUUCUGGAACACCAACCAGAGAAAGAGAAUCUUGAGAACAUAAUACGUUACAACGAUGAGGAAUGGCGUCGUGAGGCCCUGAAAGAGAAACUCAUAGAAGAACAGGAUCAUGUUAGGAUGCAAUUACAACAAAAGAUGCACCACCAUUUUGAUGUGCUUGAUUCAACAAAGCAGCAGUCAGAAGGAGUCCUCAACAAAUUGAAACAUAAGUUGAACAUCCUUCAAGAUGUUUUCAUCUCCAACAAAGGCCCAUGACAAAAGGCACUACCAACUCAGUUUCAUUUUUUUUUUUUUUUAUAGAAUUUCGAAUAGCUGUCUACUCCAAGAAAGACUUUCAUCUAUGAUGGAUGUUCACCAGUUUUUUUUGUUUUGUUUUUCGUUUUUUUAAUUUUUUUUUUAUGGGGUUGGAAAUGUGAUUCAGUUGUUUUUAUGAUAUUAUCACUCUUGGAGUUUCAGAAUAUGAUUCUUUCAUAUCCAGUUCCUGUACUAAAAUAAUGGUGCAGAGAUUAUGAAAAAAAACAAAAAAGACUCUACAAUAUUUUGUAUUUUAUAUUUUGUGAAAAAUGUAUGCCAUUUGAGACAUACCUACACAAGUAUGCCUCCCUUGACUUUGUUUCCUCAUGACAUAGACAAAAAUAGGUAUUUUUCAAUGAAAUUUUCUUCAAAUACUUCUCAGACAAUGUAUGUUGUGUGUAUCAGUGUGUGUGUGUGCACCCAUCAGUUUUUUUCAUGUGAAAUUCUGAUUAACCAUAAUCUACACCGUUUGAAAGAUAUUGUCAGCUUGUGUGAAUUUGACUGAAACUCCUCUUCCCACCACCCGUCUGAAAACAUUUUUCUACCACAAAUUCAGAUAUAAUUGGAAUCUACACCAUCUGAAUGAUAUUUGUAGUAACUCACUUAAAGAAACCUAUUUUUUCAAAAAUUAUGAGGAAACAAAUUUCUUUUUUUUUUUUGAGGUGAGACAUACAGGUAUAGGUAUGCCCCAUUUGGUCCUGGUACAAGUAUACCAGUGUUAGCAAACCAAAGAGCCAAAUUUCCUUCAAAUUAUACCCUAGCAUCUUAAAAAGAUUUAGUCCUACUCUCUAAAAAGAUGGGAUGGUUAUGGCUGGAGUGCCUUUUAUCUUAGGGCUGAUCAAUCUCAAGACCGUGACCAAAUCAUCACCACUAUUGACAUGAACAAUAUUGAAGGUCUUUCAUUUUAGGUAUUUUUGCUUCAUUGUUUAGAUGGUCUGUGAGUGCAGUUUGUGAGUGUAUUAUCUGAGUGUGGUCUGUGAGUAUGGGCCAUCAAUGUCAUCCAUGAGUGUGGUCUGUGAGUAUAGUAUUGGACUAUGUUCUGACAAUUUGGCCUGUGAGCAUUGUAUGUGAGUGUGUUCUGUGAGCAAGGUCUGUCAAUGUGAUCCAUGAACAUGGUCUGUGAGUGUGGUCCAUGAGUGUAGUCUUGUGUGUGGUGUGUGUUAGCUAUGAUAAUGUGAACCGAUCUAGCUUCUGCUCUUUGUAAUUUGUUUUAGAGAUUGAAGACCAGGUUGGAUUAGUCUAAUCCAUGGUGGGACAAAUCCUUGUAGACAUGUAAGAGGUGGCACAAUUUGUUACUAUAGAAAACUUAAGCCCAGCACUUCAUGAUACAACGUUCAUAUAUUAAUACAAUCACUCCACCUACCAGGGAUUUAGUUCAGACUGAAAUGUCAUUCCUGUUGCACUCAUGCUGAUAGUCCCAGUUAAUUAAUUUCUAAUGAAUAGAAUACUUCUGGUAAUAAUUAAUUCUCAAUGAAUUGAAACAUGUAAAACAUGUUCAGUGAGAUGGUUGCUGUUAUGAUAUUGAUGAAAAUAUGCUGUUUGAAAGUAGUCUGUCCUCCAAAAUAUAAACGUAUAAAUGGAAGAAUGACACUGCCUUGAUUCUUUAUCCUCCAGUAUGGAUGUGUAAUUUAGUAAGAGAAUAACACUGCUAAUUCUUCUUCUCCAACAUGUCUGAUUAAUAUUUUGAGAAAAUAAUGACUUUUUUUUUUACUUCAUCCUCCAACAUGUCUGCUUAUGGUGGAUGAAUGACAUUGUCAUGUUGCUCUGUCCUCCAGUAUGUUUCUUUCCUAUAGUGGAGGAACAUUAUUAACCCUCUUUUUCAUUCUUUCCCUCUCCUUUAGUAUAUCCAUUUAAUCUAGUAGAGGAACAAUACUGCUUCCUGCCCUCAUACUCCAGUAUGUUUGCUUCAUCUAAUGGAGCAGCUUGAAAAAAAAGAGAAGACAAAUUAAAAUGGCUUCCCUUCAUGAAAUCAAACCAAAAGCUUAGCUUCAUGAUUCAGUAAUUAUAUAGUUGAAUACUUCAAGCUUGUAGGAAAAUAUGUCCUGUCCCUCUUUGCCAUUAUAACACAGAAAUGUUAAAUUGAGGAGCUAGUGAUGGUAGUGUGUUGUUUGAAGUUCUAAACUUGACAUUUUAGAUUGUCUUUGAUGGAUGAAAAAUAUUGAUUUUCAUAAAAUUCAAAGUUUGUAUGUGUCAGUUGGUUUGAUUUCAUAAUUUGACAUCUUGGAAGAUUUAAAUUUACCUUCUCGUUUGAUGUUAUUGAAAAUUGUAAUGAUAAUAUAUUUUUUUGUUUAUUGCCUUUCUUAAAAUGCCUUGUCUGAGUUUUAAGUUGCAACAUUCAUGCGUUUUCCAAAAGGCAUUAGCAAGAUAAAAAGGAAUUACAAUCAAAGCUUCAAAAACCUUAUUGUCGGCAGAAGCAGAGUCACCAUCAUCCUCAUCAUCAGUGACAGCAACAGCAUCACCAUCAUCAUUUUAUGUCGACUUUUCCAUGCUUUCAUUGGUUCAGUGGAUCUUCUUCAGCACAGGGUCAUGUCACUUGCCAUCUCUUUUUGGUAAGUUCCAGUCUCGUGAGGUCAGACUUUUCUUUCCAUGUCUUCCUUUUCCACAGGUUUCUUCCACUGGGAUCAUUUAGCACUCCUUUCACAUAACUGUCUGUUAUCCUUUGUAUACAUCACGUGUCCAUACCAGUUCAGUCAUAUCUCUUGCACACUACAUCUAUUUCUUCUUAUAUUCAGUUUAUCUCUAAACCUAUCUGUGCCUUGUCAUUCAUGCAUACUAACAUUACACAUGCAACAGAGCAUGUCCACUUUUCUUUCCAGUCUUUGCACAUCCUGUUCAUUUCAUGUUUUACUAUCAUGCAACAUUGCGCUUUGUACACAAGCAUCAUGCAAUCUACCCUUCAUUUAGAGACAGAACCAUUUUUUACCAGCAGAGGUAACAGCUUACUGAGCCAGCCUUCUCCACUUCAUUCUUACUUUCACUAUUAUCCUUUCAUAACACCCACCCUCCAACUUCCAUUGCUGAUUAAGCCAUAAGCCAUCAACUACUUCUAUGGAACCUUCCAAGCAUUUGAAAGAAUAUAUUUCAAUGGUGCUCUUCCUGCUAAUUAUUCCUGUGUAUCCAGUGACAUAACAAGGGUGUGAACCACCUGGAAUAGUCCCCGAGUUAGCCCACCACCUCAGGCCCCUAAGCCUUAUAUAGGCUUAUACAAUAAACCCAAAAGUACUACUCUGUAAAAAGAAUUGCCCAGGGUGGGCCACUUCCUUGCCAUGCUCAGUUCUAUGUGCAACUGCCACAUAUGAAGUCUUCCUUCUCUCUUAUCAUGCCUGUGAUCCCACUACAUCUCAUAUAUACCCAUAAUUUACAUUGGACAGACUGUAUAAAAUCUUCCCUUUUUUUUUUUUUUUUUUUUUUUUUUUUUUUUUUUUGCAUAUCAAGCAUAGGCACUUCCUAGUUGACAGCAGAGUUUUGUUUCCUGUUAACUAAAGCUUUUGUCAUUGCUAGAUUUACUUUGGUGCCUGUCAAUUCUAGGCUCUGCUUCCAUGUUUGCAGCUUGAGAAUUAGGUUAUCAGCAUACAGAAAUUCCCAUAAACAACUAAUUGUGAACUCCUGUAUUGUAGACACAGGGGGAACUGAGAAUUAAGCUCCUUUGUGGCUCUGUCUACUCUGCCAUUUCACAAGAAUAUUAACUCCUGCUUAACUGGAAUCUUGCUCCAGUCUAGUCUGUUGCUUGCAGUAAAAUGCCUUCAAGAAACUCCAAAUGACUUUCUGUAUCUAUAAACCCUACACUUCUUCUUCCUUCUUGUCUUUGGCAUCACCUAAUAUUUUCUUUCAAUUUCCAUUUAACUGAUGGCAUCAUUCAACUUCCAUACCUUCCUUCUCCAUAUUGUCAGAAAUAUAUUUCUGAGUCUAUCUUGAUUUUAUUCUGAUGUCACUGAUAAUAAGUUUAUGUUAAGCAGUAUGUUCUUCACAACCAUUCGUCAAAUUUUCUGGUGAGUAUGAAAUCUUUCUGGUUUGUAUAUUCACCUAAGUGGUAGGGGAUCAGGUGGAUGGUUGGUUUCUUAUAGUUAGUGUCACAAAUGGCUAGAUCAUCUGCAUCAUAGAAUCCCAAUUCAUUAAUCCUUCUUCAUUCCUUUUCAUGGUUGACCAAAGCCUUUUGAGUGGAAUUGGUAGAUGAAAACUGAAAGAAGCCUGUCAUGUAUAUAUAUAUAUAUAGGCAUGUGUGCAUGCUUGCUUACAUAUGUAUGCAUGUAUGUGUGUGUGUUCCUAUCUCUUUGCCGCUACUUCAUGUCAUACUUGUAAUUUCCCAUCAUGCAUAUGGUGUCCAUCAUUUUCAACCUUCUGUGAAAACAUGUCUAAUCAUGGAGAAAUAUCACCUUACCUGGAAACAAAUUCCAUCUGACCUGUGCAAGCAUGGAAAAGUGAAUAUUAAAACAAUGAUGAUGACAUCUAGGCAACAAUCCACAUCUCAUCAUGGGGCCAACAUCUGCCACUAAGCAUUAUAUAUGUGAAUGUUUAUGCCAUAUUUUUAUUUUAACAAGUUCACAUCUUUUGAUGGAGAAGAUGUUAAAAAAGAACUCUUAUUUCGGACUUUCGAUAAGAGUUUUAUUGAAAAAUAUGGAAUUGAGAUAACUUCAUCAUUAAUAUUGCUAAUUAACCAGUCUCUCUCUAUCUAUCACCCUUUAACUGUAGAGUAAUAUUUUUUUAGAGUGAAGGGCAUACCUACAUGGAAUGACCUUAGCUCCCUACAUUUUCCUCUCUAAUUUUCGAUUGUAACCAAGAGAGAAAACUUAAAGGGGUGAGUUUAUUGUAGUAAACAGAGAGGGAGAAGACUUAGUUUAUUGUUGCUGAGAGUGAAAGGACUUAAAGGAUGAGCAGGGAUGUUCUUGGGUGGAAGGAAUGAGAAAGUGGUUUAGUUCAAGGCUUGUGGGUGGUUUAGUGGAGUGAUACGAAAAGAGGACAGAAGGAUGAGUCGAGAAAGCUUGAAUGGAAAUGGUGACAUAAAUCAGUUAGCUCCAAAAGAGCCGAAACUACUGUAGUAGCAAUAGAAGAAGCAGGGUGAGGAGACAGCAUGCCUGUGUACCAAAGAGGUGGGAGUGUGUUGGUGAGUGACCCCAUGCCAGUCAGUCAGGUACUCUUUUGUGAGAUUUUGGCCAAGGAUGCUGGUGUGUGUAGCAGUAAUACCAGCAGAAGCAAAUAUGGAUGUAGUUUAUGUGCACAUGUGUGUGAAUGUGUAUCUGUGUGGUGUGUAUGUGCAUAUGUGUCUCAAAUGAGGAACAGUAAUUUAUGUUGAAAGUGUAAAGAACUAAAGUCAAAUAUUAGCAGUUGUACUAGACUGGUUGAUUUCAAGCUUUUUUUUCUUCUCCUACAUAGACACAGGCAUGGCUGUGUGGUUAAGACGCUCGCUUUGCAAGCAUGUAUGUGGUUUGGGGUUCAAUCCCACUUUGCAGCACCUUGGGCAAGUGUCUUCUGCUAUAGCCCAAGGCUGACCAAUGCUUUGUGAAUGAAUUUGGUAGAUGCUGUGUGGAAGCUUGUCAUAUAUAUAUAUAUAUAUAUAUAUAUACGUGUGUGUGUGUGUGUGUGUGUGUGUGCAUGUGCCUUUGUGCUACUUCCCCCACUUCCUAUCAUUUGACAAUCAAUGUUGGUUUGAUUACAUCCUCAUUUAUUUACAUUGUUUUGAAUUUAUCAUGUAUUCUCUUGUAGCUUCAAGAUUUUGACGAUAUGAUUGUUUAUUUUUAGAAUGACAUUGUAGGGUAGGCGUGAGAGGCUGGAUCUGGUUAGUUUGAACAUAAAACAGGUAAAAUAUUUGGGCCAGAUAUGGUUGGAUUAAAUGUUAAAGAGUUAAUCCUUGGCAAAAAGCUGACCAAUUUAAUUAGUAUUGCAAACAACUGUUUAAAUCUGUAGUUUAUUAAUGAGGAAACUAAUUAGUUAGAUGUUUAUCAGUAACAACAGAUAGCUAAAAUAAAUUUAUUUGACAUGGAAAACAGCAAAUAUAUGCUCAUUGUUUUAUCUGUUGAUUAAAAUCAAUGCUUUUUAUUUGUCUUAUUCAUUGUGAUGAGUAAUCAAGACUAAAAUUGAUUUCACUGAUUAAUGAAUAAACUGUUAAGGAAUGACCAAUAAUAAUAACUUGUUUGUUCAGUUUACAUCAGCUUU
Messenger RNA from Octopus bimaculoides (California two-spot octopus), 12112 nucleotides. RefSeq lists its product as uncharacterized. Gene Ontology annotation, cellular component: cytoskeleton. Lineage: Eukaryota; Metazoa; Mollusca; Cephalopoda; Octopoda; Octopodidae. The record is from RefSeq and is a predicted model, not a curated record. Gene Ontology annotation, molecular function: structural constituent of cytoskeleton; protein binding.